Meleagris gallopavo (turkey) is the source of this 899-nucleotide messenger RNA. NCBI's taxonomy places the organism in Eukaryota, Metazoa, Chordata, Aves, Galliformes, Phasianidae. The record is from RefSeq and is a predicted model, not a curated record.
AUGGUACAACGGUGGUACAACGGUGGUACAACGGUGCCCGCCAUGAGGAAGAAGGCGGCGGCGACGGCGGACGGCAGCGACGGGGACGUGGUGCGGGAGCACUGGCUGGUGCGCGACAUGUUCUCCUUCGAGAACGUGGGCUUCACCCGCGACGUGGGCAACGUCAAGUUCCUGGUGUGCGCCGACUGCGAGGCCGGGCCCAUCGGCUGGCACUGCGUGGACGACAAGGACAGCUUCUACGUGGCGCUGGAGCGCGUGGCCCACGAGUGACAGCAGCGUGGGGCUGGGACGGCUGGCAGCGCAGGGUGCGUCCCUGCUGGGCGGCACAAGGACCGCUGUGAUGCCCCGAGGUGGCACCGUGCCCCUCAGCCACCGCCGGACUGCAGGACACACAGCACAGCAGGACACACAGCACACAGGACACACAGCACAGGCAGCUCUCCAGCACGGCCCACGUGGGAGCGGCAGCGCUGGUGGCAGAGCUGCAGACCAGCACAGCAGGGUGGCUCUGCAGGGCAGCUCGGUGUCAUGCGUGCUGGGAGCCGUCCCGGGCCUUCACGGCUGCUCUGUCACUCCUCCUCGUGUCGUGGCCGUUCUAAACGUGCUGGGAUGUCUCUGGGGUGACUGGUUUGUGGCACAGCCCCGGCAGUGCUGGUGCAGAGCAGGAGGAGGAGAGGACUGCUGUGCUGAUCCAUGAAGUGUCUGACCUACAGCAGGGGCAGCUGCAGGUGUCAGGCUGUGUCCCAGACCUUAACGUUUAGGUUCUCUAAAAUCUCACCCUAUUUGACAACUGUAACCUGUAAGAAUAGAUGGUACCUAAAGUGUCUGUAAGGUAUUUUAACUGAUGUGGUUUUAUUAACGGAGUACUUGGAAAUAAAACGAGAUACAGAUGCCGGGCA